Molecule: messenger RNA, 3051 nt
Organism: Gryllus bimaculatus (two-spotted cricket)
Lineage: Eukaryota; Metazoa; Arthropoda; Insecta; Orthoptera; Gryllidae
Source: the annotation of a GenBank genome assembly
CCUAGUGUAUAACUCUAUGAUGGCUGACCCCAACCCCUAAAUGUUCGCCAGACUCCGUUUCUGAUAACUAUAAGCAAACAGUGGUCUGUGAAUAUAACCAGCAUAAUACAGAGCAUCUGAUGAAAACAGAAUAUUUGGUACCAAGUUGAUACCAUAGUUAAUUGGUUCUAUCACCAAUACCGACCAAACACUGUAUUAUUCGAUGAAGAGUACACCAUUGUAUGGCAUUCUAUUAAUUCUCCACUGUUGCCAACAUAUCACUGAUCAUGAAAACUGUACAAUUUGCGAAGAGAGAGGUGGGAAUUUGAAAUUGUGGAUUUCAUACAGCAGAAAUAGGAUAUAAUAUAUUAAUGUGUCUGUGCUAGGGUUCUGAUCAUAAGCAGAUCAAGUGACGUAAUAUGUGUACGAUAACAACUGUGACAACUUCAGCGUAGAGGAUAACGCACACGCCCAAACAGAAAUCUGUUCCGUGUGAUUUAUGAAGAUUGUUUAAUCACUUCAGUCAUGAAGUCUAGUUUACUGCGAGCACUUAUAAUCGGUGCCCCGGCUUCAGGAAAAGGAACAAUCUCAAAUCGUAUUGUGAAAAGUUUUGAUGUUCAACAUCUAUCGAGCGGUGACUUAUUAAGGCACCACAUUUUGAAUAAAACAGAAUUGGGGCAAGCAGCCAACAAGUAUAUUACUGAAGGUUUAUUAGUGCCAGAUAAACUAAUUAUAAAUUUGGUUAUUGAUGAGUUAAAAAAAUUAAAAACUAGCAAUUGGCUUUUAGAUGGUUUUCCAAGAACGAGAAAUCAAGCUUUGGAAUUGAGUCGGGCAUUUCCAGUAAAUGUUGUUAUUAAUCUUAUAGUACCAUACGAUGUUAUUAUUCAUAGAGUGCAACAGAGAUGGAUACAUGCCCGUAGUGGAAGAAUUUACAAUACAGAAUUUUCUCCUCCAAAAAUUAUGGGUAAAGAUGAUGUGACUGGAGAAGAUUUAAUUCAACGACCAGAUGAUCAACCAGAAGCUGUAAAAAGAAGAUUGAAUGAAUAUGCUGAAAUUAUACAUCCAGUGUUGGAAUUCUACAAGCAUUUUAAUGUUGUCCAUGAUUUUCAUGGCAAAACUUCAGAUGAAAUAUGGCCAAAAGUACAAGAUUUUUUGUCUUCUAUUAUAGAACCAAAAGUCAAAUGCAGCUCAAGUAAUUAAUUAUAAUGAUAUUAUGCAUGGAAAAGGCUGUUAUAAGACUUCAAACUGAGCAUUUGGGAAUCAGUUUGAACUAUUCUAGAAAUGGGCAUUUGCUUGAAAUAUGAGUUGACAUUAAUUUUUUGUGCAAUUCCAAAAUAUGAAGUAUUCAUUUAAAACAUGCUCAGUGAAAAGUUUCAUUGUAAUAUUUUAAAUCACAGAAUAAUACAUAUCUUAAGAUUUCUUAUAUUUCAGUGCACAGUGAUAUUUUAAGAAGGUACAACUUUUUUUGUUUGGAAGAUUUUUAUUUCCUUUUGGUAUUUGUGUUCAAUUUUUAUUUUGUUUUCCAAAGUAUUAAUUGAAAGAAGUUUCUUUUCUUCUGUUACUUUUACUGAAAAACAUUUAGUGUGAAUAUUCCUAAUGUUAAUAUACUCUCUUUAAUGAUUGUGUUUUAAUUCUUCAAUUUAAUUAAUUUUUUUCCUUUCUCACAAAGAGAAUCAUUUUAUUAUGCAAGCUGAGAUUGUCAUAGAAUAUGUGCAUUUGCAAGGACAUAUUAUGUUUAUAGAGCAAAGGUGCCUAUAGAUAUUAAUAAGCACAAUUUAUUUUAUAGAGUAUCAUGAAAACAAUAUCUCAAUACCUCAGAAAGUGCAAAUUGUUAUUUUAGAUACCAGAUCAUUUAUAUAGAAUAUUUGGUGUUGUGCACAAUGUAAAUGAAAUAUUACUUAGAAAAGUGUUGACAAUAAGAAUUUAGUAUUAAACAAUGCAUAUAUAUAUUGCUAAAUAGAAUUUCAACUGGUCAGAGUAUCUUUAUUUUUAUAGUACUAUUCAUUAAUCAGCCAUCCACUUUUACUAAAAACAAGAGAAAAAAGCAAUUGUGAAAAUUCCAGAAUUUAAGGUAAAUAGUGAAACAAAUACUUCUCACAUUCGAACUUUGUUCGAAUGUGUAACGAAAAAUGUCAUUCUUUCAUAGUGUGAACAUUAGUUGCAAAUUAAUGUGUUGUUAAUAUUUUUUUAAUUAAUUUGUUCUAAAUUCUUAUAUUUCCUCUCGUACUUUAUAAUUUGGCUGAAACAUAGAUGCACUAUUAACAGAAAUAUGACGGAUAUUAUUGAACAACAUAGUAUAUUAAAUGUAAAUUAAUGUGAAGAUUGUGAUAAAAAUACACAUUUUGUACUUAAAAAUUGUUCUACUAAUAAUUACUUCGAUAAAUGUUGUUAAGGCACUACCUGAAUUAUGUACUUAAUUCCAAGUUUACGUUUUGCUAUUUUUUAUGUAGAGAAUAUAAUACAAUGAAAGGUGAAUUCAAAGCAUCAAAAGGUUGUGAAUAUCAUGUGCCAGUGGAUUGAAGUAUCCACUUAGCAUUGUAGUAUUUAAUGCAGAGACAUUUUAGGUAACAAAAAGCUCUAUAAACUUAGGGCUUCCACCAAUUAAUUCUCACACUUGCUCUUUGCUUAUCCCACUCUGCGAGAGUCACGUUGAUAUAGAUUUCUCAUUAGCAUGGAGAUGAAGAAACAGAGGAAACUUAUUUAUAAAUUGUGGUUCACUCAUUCCAAAAUUAUUGUUAAGGGCCUUUAACUGAAUUAUUGUUAUCUGUAAGUUUUUAUAUCAAAAUGCAAUAAGAACAGUAAAUAUCAGAAAAUUGCCAAACUGUGAUUGUUGUAUUUUCACAACUGUUGUUAUACAAGUGUAUGAUUAUACUACUGGAUUCUGUGUGGGAAUAAAAUUGUUUUUAUUUUCUGCAUUCUUAUUGAAUCAUUAGUGUUUGUUCACAAUGUUUUCUAUCUCCAAAUAUUGUAGAACAUUUGCUGUUGAUGGUUUUUAACCGGGCUUUGUCUAAUUUUGAUUGGGGGGGGGGGGCGGGGGGGGGUGGACGUUAUGAAAGCAAUGCGUUGAACUCC